AAGAAAAAAAAAAACCACUGGAAUGUCUGUGGUACAGUUAUUCUUUGACUUUUAAAAGGCCUGCCUGCAGAACGUUUUGUUUUACAACCUUGUUCAGAUUAAAAUGAAGCUCAGUCACCUUUGAGUAGAAUCGUUGAGCGGUAUAGAUCAAAACAAGAUAAAACAUUAGAGAAAAGUUGGUCCACAAGGAAGAGAACAUCAAAAUGCAGGCGCGCAGACCAACAACGGAAGCCGGUUGCAACUGUGGGUAAGUAAGCGCUUCUUAUCAGUGAGAAGGGAAAUCCGAUCGAAAACGAAAGGGAAAUCUGCUGAGCGUGCUGCAUGUGACUCCGAGGGCUCAGCUUUUCGCAAAAAGCAGUAAACAAGAGUCGGAACUUGUGUGGCAGACUCAGCGUCGUCGUCGAAGUGAGCAAGUGCCAGAACGGUUGUGUGCUGAAUUAUGCACUCUAUGUACUAAGGAGGCCUUGAUCUGCUGGUUGCUGUGUGCUGCUUAGAACAAGUUGCUUCCUGUAAGAGGUGUUCAAGAUGAAAAUGCAGCCGAAAUGCCCAAGAGUCAUUGCGAAGCCCAGGACAGGGUUACACUGGCAGAGGUUUAGCCCAUUCCUCUGCAAUCUCUUCCUGGCAAUUGGCUAUAUCGCUCUGCUGUUUUAUGCCCUGGUCUGGAAAGCAGGGAAUAUUGUUGACUUUCCCACCAAAAGAAUUGGCUUCUACAACUUCUGCCUGUGGGACCAGGAAGCAGAAAAACUGAAUUGUUCCAAGAACUUGGAGAAGAUGGGCAUCAACAAGAUUGCGCUGUUGUUGUCAAGGAUCUGCGUGUAUACCACACCAGUUUUAUGCCUCUUUGUUGCCAGUACAGUUUUGCAAGCCCUGUGCUUGAAAGACAGAAAUGGAUUUAAACUGGCCUGUAUUGUUUUGGCUGUUAGCAAUUUGAUCUUGCCUGUUGGUGUUGCUUUGUUUAUCUUCCACACUGAGAAGUGGGUACGGGUGUCUGAAUUUGGUGAGGUUUUUGUAGCCCUAGGUGGGGCCCAUGUUUUGAUGUUGCUCCACUUGACCCUUUUCCUUGCACAUUUCAAAGCUACUCUUCCCAAAGGACAAUGCUUUCCUGCAUGAGUAUAUGAAGUGGGAUGAAAAGAUAAAUGAAUUCAGUGAGUUCACUGCCUUUCCAAAUCCCCAGUGAACAUAGUUAAGGCAUUGCCCUCAUUUGAAAUGAGUCCACUGAGGGAGAGAUUGUAUUCCUACCACACAAAUAUUUCUCUUAUUUGUUUGCUCCCUACUUUAUUCAGUGCUGAGGGUAGGUUUGCAUUAUUGGUGCCUUCUUAAAUCAAGUAGUCUUUUAGGUGUGAACAGUAGUUGGUUCUUUAUAUGGCAACAGCAGCUAACUGCUGCUUGGCACUAUUGAAACUUUUUUUGGUUAUCUGACCUGACAAUUCCUGCACUGUUUAGAACAAGUUAUUGAUAGAAGAUAAGCUAAUAUUACAGGUAUCCUAUGUAUCACUGGUUGACAAGUCAGUCAUUAUGGUUAUCUUUUUGUGCUGAGGUAUAGAGAAAGUAAAGCACAGCAGGAGUACUCCCACUGUUUUGCACAGACAUACAUUUUACUUAUUUUAUUCGAACCGUAACGCCAGCAAGAGUUCAUGACGAUGGGAGACCUUUGUGCUGCCUGCUGGCCAUGCUCAGCACCAGAGGAGCAGGGGCUAUUCAUCCUUGCUAAGACUACUAGUAGCAUGCUGUUCUACUACUACCAUGCUAAUGUUGCACAGGUGUUUUUUAAAGGAAAGCUAUAUAGGUUAGUUAUACAACUUUCAUAUUGAAUGAAGGUGUUUGAAAUAAUUCAUACUUUUAAGUUUAACAUGAGUAUGUAUUUUGUAACCAAAGCCAGGUGUAAGACAGGUUCAGUGAACAGGAGCCAGCACUGCAAUUUCUGGUGCUUCCCUCUUCUAAUAUGCCUGCUGAUAUUCCAGUUAUUCAUAUAGUAAAUCAGAAACAGUAUAAAGAAGUGCAAAAGUGGACAGGGCUAUUGUUUCUAGUAUGUCGGGUGGGGAUACUGCACCCCUCCAGAUAUGGUUGGACUUCCAAUUGCCAUCAGUCCCAACCGGCAUGGCUAAUGGCACAGAGAUUAUGGGAGCUAUAGUCCAGCAACUGGAGAGCUACAGACCCCCCCAACUCUGUUGCACACAAUUAUUAAAGAUGCAGGAUUCCUGACUUGUUUUGCAUUUAGUUAUGUAAACAAGACCUUUUAUUUUGCAAAGUGUAGUUGAAGAUACUUCGCAGACAUCUAGCUGCUAUUUGGCAAUAAUACUGUGGUGACCGAUAAAGGUGGUAGCAUUCUCUAAUUCUAAUUAGAGCCAUAUUACUACAAGACAGUGAGUGGGAGAUUGUUCUUUUCCUUAGGCUUCUUAAGUGUAAACAAAGCAUUUGGAAAGCCUAUCAUUUUAUACAACUGUUUCUACUUGAACAGCCAGAUAAUACUUUUUCAACUGCCUUUCUGCCAAGGCCAAGUCUGUUACUCAAAGAAGAGAUGCUGACAUUUAAAGUCUUGUCAAUCAUUUACUAGAUGUGACUUUUUGAAAAUAGUACCACGUUCCAGUAGAAGCAUUCUUUAAUGUAACAAUUCUAGAACACUUUCAACCCUCUCAAGUGCUUCACGCAAGUUAACUCGGUAAUUCUUUCUAAGACAGAUGGGGAACCUAAUGGUCUUCCAGAUGUUGUUGGACUUCCGCCAUGCCCAGCCAUGUGGACUAGGGCUAAUAGGAGUUGGUCAAACAACAUCAGGAGGGCCAACUAUUAGCCUCCCCUGCUUUACAACAGAUGAAGUUGGAACCCAAGAACAUCGAGAGAACCGACGCUUCCCCCAACCCUGCUUUAAUAACAAGAGUUGAGUUGUUACAAGACAAGUGAAAGUAAAUAUUCAUUGUGCCAAGGAACAUGGAAGGAUGUUCUUCCAACAAACACAUUUUCUCCUUGGUAAGUUUUUUUGGAAGUCCUGUUGUCCAAUCCAAAGCUGCUCUUGAGUUACUUUCAUAAGUCCAAGUUGCCACAGGCUCAAAUAAA
Rhineura floridana is the source of this 3051-nucleotide messenger RNA. It is a transcript of the gene TMEM140, whose product is annotated as transmembrane protein 140. The transcript has 3 exons. The coding region runs from base 526 to 1110 and encodes 194 amino acids. NCBI's taxonomy places the organism in Eukaryota, Metazoa, Chordata, Lepidosauria, Squamata, Rhineuridae. The record is from RefSeq and is a predicted model, not a curated record.